AUGCCGUAUUAUCUGGAUAUUGUACGACCACCUCCACCUCGCUAUGCCGUUUACAGGAUGAGCACCGAUUCAUGGAGCGUAUUGAAAGAGGAAGAUGUUCAAAAGAUCCUUGCAUUUUAUUUGAGCACUGAAGUUUUUCAAUUGAUGGAGUCAUCUUGUCCUAAAUCUAGUGGGAAGUUGAUUCCAUUAAAUGAUCGUAUAUCUUUUUGGGAUACUGAGAUGAGGGAUAAAAGUGAUAAAAGUAAUGAGGUUUGGGUGUUGAAUGAGGAUGGGCAGUGGACCAAACUUAUGAAGAUUAAACCUAUUUUUGAAGUUGAAAGGAUGUUCGGGUUUUGGAUCAAUGGUAAGGUAUUCGUAGAAUCAGGAAGUGGACAGUUAUUGCUUUAUGAUCUUGAGAAUGAGGAAUUCAGCGAGCUUGGUAUUAAAGUCAAGGAAGGUGGAGAAGAUCUUCUUCAGGUUUACAGUUAUGAGGAGAGUCUUCUUGUUAUCAAAAGAGGUGUAUUUUUGUCCCAUUUUUCACGUGCUUAG
Messenger RNA from Durio zibethinus, 528 nucleotides. Lineage: Eukaryota; Viridiplantae; Streptophyta; Magnoliopsida; Malvales; Malvaceae. The record is from RefSeq and is a predicted model, not a curated record.